Molecule: messenger RNA, 737 nt
Organism: Phycomyces blakesleeanus NRRL 1555(-)
Lineage: Eukaryota; Fungi; Mucoromycota; Mucoromycetes; Mucorales; Phycomycetaceae
Exons: 4
Coding region: 11-616 (201 amino acids)
Source: RefSeq, a predicted model, not a curated record
GCUUUUAUAAAUGAAACUCAUUCAGGCUCUACUUAUAUUUUCCCUAUGCAUAGCUGCUGCAACAGCAGCUUCUAUCCAGCCUCGCGCUGAGCUUGGAGAGGCAUUGAUGAUGUAUGGCUACAAUCCUCCUCGAAAGAAUCCAGACUAUUGUAUUGGCUUCCGAAUUACAUACCCUACUUAUCCAGGUUUGGCCUUUGAGGCUGGGUCUAUUCAGCAAGUCGCUUGGGAAGUUGACAAGGACAUCCCUCACUCUCCAAACAUCAUUACCCGUAUUCGUAUCAUCAACAGCACCCAACACAAUCAGUUUGUCAUUGCUGAAAACAUUACUAUGUACAAUAAUGAAGAGAAGGACAAUGUUGGAGAAGUUGGAUUCCGCAUUGGCGUUGAAGACAACACUGGCCUUUACCAUUACAGAAUUAUGGCCAAUUAUCCUGGUACAACUGUCCACUGCGUCUAUGAGUCCGUUCCGUUCAUGAUCAUCCAAAACCCUUACAAGAAGCACAACACUGUUGGCCCUGCUUAUGUUGCACCCAAGACUGACAGUGCUAUUAUUUGGCCACCAUCUGAGGUUGAGAACCAGAAGCGACUAGCAGCAGGUGGAGAACCUAUCCUUUAGAUUCCCACCUUCAUUUGAUCGCAUUGAUCUUUGUGUUGUAUUAUCCAUACCCCUUUUAUUGUGUUUCUCCUCUUUCUAUCAAUAUAUCACUCUCAUUAUAAUAAUAUAAGAAUUAGCUUAC